AUGAAGGCUGGCGACGAUCUUCUUUUGGACAACGUAAUAUUUCAUCAUUCCGCUAGUGUUCGAGAUUUUGCAGAUUCUAUCCAGGCAAAACUGCUUUUCAGUCCUCCGUAUAAUCCUUGGUUCAACCCCAUCGAAGGAAUGUUCCCUAUUGUGACAGGUAAUGAUCGCUCCAAUAUGCGAUUCGCUGAACCUUUCAGCACACAGUGA
Cyanidioschyzon merolae strain 10D is the source of this 207-nucleotide messenger RNA. RefSeq names its product transposon. Bases 1 to 207 code for a protein of 68 amino acids. The transcript has a single exon. Gene Ontology annotation, molecular function: nucleic acid binding. Lineage: Eukaryota; Rhodophyta; Bangiophyceae; Cyanidiales; Cyanidiaceae. The record is from RefSeq and is a predicted model, not a curated record.